AUGACUGAAGUAAAGAAAGACGAUGUUGUUAAAAUAUUACAUACGUAUCCACUUUGUAGAGUAAGUAAAAUAUUAUUUAUGUACAUGUUUUAUAUUGUAAAAUAUGUUGAAAAGAAAAAGUCUGGUUUCUUUUAUCAAUAGUGUUUGAUCAAUAUAAGGUCAUUGUUCGAAAAAUAAUAUCUGUAGCUUCAUAAUAAAUAAAUACAGCUUAAUUUUAUUAAAUUUUUUAUUAAAUAAUCCUCUAUUAAAUGUUAAUAUUUUUUGUUAUCAUAAUUAUUUUAACAUCAUACGCACUGUAUAAUAAAAAUAAAAUAUUUAAAUCAAAAAAUUCUACUUGUGUUACAUAUCAUUUUUGUGUAAAAUGUCUUCUAUUAGUAAAUAGUUUAAGUAUUUUCUUCAAAAUUAUUUUAGACAUAUUGUUACAUUUUUACAUUUGUCGAGUAUGUUUUAGAAGUGUGAUAUGUCGGAUGAAAUGAAACAAGAAGCAAUGGAAUUAUGCGUCACUGCUGCAGAAAAAUAUGCGGACAAUUACGAAAGCGUUUCUCGCAUGAUUAAAGAGACAAUGGACAAAAAAUUCGGUGCGUCUUGGCAUACAGUCGUUGGCGAAGGCUAUGGAUUUGAAAUAACUUAUCAACUUAAACAUCUAUUGUAUAUGUACUGCGCUGGAAAUUUAGCAAUAUGCAUAUGGAAAUCAGCGUAGUGAAAACCAAAAUUGAAAUAUGAAUAAAUGUACAAAUUAUAUAAGUAUUAUAUGAUGAUUUUUAAAAAGAGAUUAUUUUCAUGCAAAAAUAUUGAUCAUACUAUAUACAAAUUGUUUUUUCAAAAUCGUAUUAAAAUAUUGAUAUUAAUUAAAAUUUUACACAUACAUAAGAUAAAAGACUAUAAGAUAAAAGCAAUUUAUAACUUUUAUACAAAUUGAGGAGUAUAUACACGGAAAGACAAUUAUUGGAAUAUUAAUUUAAAAAAAUUUAUAUAUAUGCAUUAUUAAUAGGAAAACUUAAUAUUCAAAUGAAAAAUAUAUUAAUAAAUUAAUGCUGAAAUUUUUUUAUUGGAAUAUUAUUAUAUACAAAUUGUAAAGUAUUAUGCAUAACAUUAUGUUAAUAAUAUCAUUAUUUUUGUUAUAUAUCUGCAUGCAAAUUACAUACAUAUAUAUAAUUGCUAUAAAUGCGUAUUUGAUAUGUGUUUGACUAAAAUUUAUUGUAUUUAUUUGUGUUAUUAUUUAUUUGUAUAAAAGUUUCUUGUGGAAUUAUUAUGUGAUAUUUACAUAUGUUAUUGUGUAUAUAAUAUAAUCAUUUACAAAUCUAUUCUGGGUUGUUUAUUAUUAAAGUAUGAAAUGAAGUCGUUAAUUCUAAGUUUAGUAAGUUCUAAAUUUAGUAAAUUCAUAAUAUUAAUAUUUUUAAAACAUUUAUUUUAAUAAUUUAAUUACAGUAUUAUUUUAUAGAUAUAUUAAGAUACGUUAUUGUGUAUUCUCAUAUAAGGACAUUAAUUUUUAUUGUAGGAAAUGUAUUGUUUAUUUAUAAUUAUCCAUCUUUUACAGCAUUCCGCGACUAAGUUUAUACAAUUUCUUUCUUAUUUUAAUUUAAAAAAUAUGAAAUGCUGGUCCAAAAAAUAUGUUACAAUUUUCCUGUUAUAGUUUCAACAUUUAUGCAAGCAACUGAGCAUAUUUUUAUAUUUAACACGUUCAAUGUAUUAAUAAGAAUGUAAUUUACAAAAUUUCACAGACUAUUAUUUCUUUUGAAAUAAUUGUUAUAAUGUAUACUGUAACAAGCAAUUAAUAUAUUUAAAAAAUUUACAUUAAUCCUUCGAGAGAACGACGUUUAUAAAUUGUAUUGACUCCCAUACGAAGUUUAGAAAUUAUUACAAAUUAUUAAAUUUCAUAAUUAUAUAUAUGAACGAAAUCAAUAACUAUAAGGUAUAAAAUAACAAAAAAUUAUAAUUUUAAUUUAUAGAAAUUAUCAAAAAGCUUAAAUCAUUAACAUCAAACGUCAUUCCUGAAAGAUUAAACAGUGAGAUACAUAUUAAAUAAUAUAUAUCCAUUUUCACAAAAAUAUUAACAAUAGUUAAAUGAAUACUAUAUAUAUUUACAUAGUAUGGAGAAGUGAUUUUAAAUUACAUAAACAAAAUUUAUUACAUUAUUUAAUAGUAGUAGUAAUUGUAUUAAUAAUAAUAAUAAUAAUAAUAUUUCUAUAUUUUUAAAUUAUUUGCUACCAUCAUUAAUAAUACAUAUGCUUUCCAUUUUCCAUUUCUGCAAGAUGAAUUCUCUAGUAUUUACAAUUCUUGCAGAAACUUCUACACGUGCUGCUAAGUCGUAUGUUCCAGGAGCUAGAAGUAUAGCCUGUAAGUUCACAGUACUACUCAUAAGUGGUUCUACAUGA
Messenger RNA from Heterotrigona itama, 2375 nucleotides. Lineage: Eukaryota; Metazoa; Arthropoda; Insecta; Hymenoptera; Apidae. The record is from the annotation of a GenBank genome assembly.